Molecule: messenger RNA, 1627 nt
Organism: Tarenaya hassleriana
Lineage: Eukaryota; Viridiplantae; Streptophyta; Magnoliopsida; Brassicales; Cleomaceae
Exons: 4
Coding region: 755-1357 (200 amino acids)
Molecular function (GO): RNA binding
Source: RefSeq, a predicted model, not a curated record
UUCUCGAUAAACCCAGAUUGUUUUAUCUCUAUGAGAAUCGGGAAUUCGCUGGCGGGAGAAUGAAACCCUAGAUUGUUCAGGGUUUAGGAAAUCGAUGAUAUCGUUUCUAUUCAUUCUUACUGAUUUGCAAGUUCUGAAGUCUCCAAUUACUCUUUCAUUCUCGCUCUCGCUUUCUCCUGAAAUCUUAUGGUUUGUCGACUCUAUGCUCUCAUCGAUCUCUGCUAUGUCUGAUCGCUUUCGCAUUCCCUCUGUUCAUCGAUGGGUUAAUUGUUUCGUUGAGCUCUUAGGCUAAUGCAAUCGCUUAAAUAGUCUCUGAAGUUAUCUAUGGAGAACGCUCUGUUCUAUGGUCUCUCGCUCCCGGCCGAAGCCUCAAGUUUUGUCGAACUGUUCUCUUCCAGCUUUAGUUUCUAGGGUUUUGUUCGAAAUUUCCAUUAUUUUGCUCGACGGGUAUGUGGCUUUCUCCUUUGGGUUCUAACUUUCAGAAAGCAUGUAGAUUACGAGUUGAGCAGCCAAGCAAGAGAGUGGCUGUUGCACAAUGUUCGAACUGUUCCAUCUUGGAUUAUUUCGAUAUUAGAUGCGAAUAAUUACUACAUUUCAUUUUAUACAGUUUGUGAAUAUUCUAGGUGAAUGAUGGAAUACAUGCCUGGUUGUAGGAGGAACCUAGCAGAUAGUGUUAGGGAUGUUCCCGAGGAAGAAGACGAUUUGCCAGUGCUCCCGAGGAUCAUCUGUUCUGAGAAAAUUCUGAUAUACAUACAUGGCUUCUCCUGAAGAAGCGGAGUAUCAGGCGUUUCUGGAGAAGGUGAAGCGAACUGUGUGCAUUGACAUCCUUACGCCAAAUGUCACAGAAUCGGUUUUUCGGACAGCAUUCGAUCAGUUUGGGAUCGUCAAGAGUGUCCAGUUGAUCCCAAACUAUUUGGGUCUGAAGGAGCUUCCGAUGACUGCUCUUGUGGAGAUGGAAAGCGAGUCUAUUGCCAAUGCUGUGAUCGGGACGCUGACACAGUUUCCUUUCAUGGUUGGUGGGAUGCCUAGGCCUGUCAGAGCUCGUGCCGCUAAGCCUGAGAUGUUCAAUGAGCAUCCGAAGAAGCCCAGGAGACAGAUUUUUUGCAGGUGGAUUGAACCUAGUGAUCCUGAUCUCAGAAAGUCGAAGGAAUUGAAACGGCUUGUGCAUAAACAUAGUGCUGAAGCCUCGUUUCUGCUCAAGAAUCAGCUGUUGUCGGAAGAGAAGCUGGCACAGCAACAGUUUGAGAAUCUGAAGACCCAUUACAAGAAGUAUUCGAUGAUUGAUAGACUUAUCGUCGAUAGGGUGGCUCAGGAUCUGGCGGGGCGCUACAACAUAAAAUCUAUAGAUGAUCGGUAGAGAACUUCAACUUCCUUUGGAGGAACUAUACGGUUGUAGUGGAUAUGAGAAAGUAUGGAACUGGCGAGUAAAAUCAUUAGGUAAAUGUGGAAACCAAAGAUGAUAUUUUCCUUAAAUCAUCAUGUGGAGCUCGAGUAGUUUCCUGAUUAGACUUGUUGAUGCAAGAUUCUUCGUAUGCUCUGCAUCUCCUUGCCCUUGUCUAGUUGUCUUGAUGCUGAUCAGACUGUUUUCUUACGUGGCUGGCUCAAUGUCUAGAUGUGUUCAUGGUGA